ACCCCAUUGGUUAAGGGCCUCAGGACCAUAGAUGACCUCAGAGAGCUGGCCCUUUAAGAAUGCCCUUUGGGCUCUGUGCCCACAGCCCCCUGGAGCUGAGCAGAGAGGCACCAGACCCUGCUCCAUGGAGCCUUCAGUCUCUCGGGAAGCUGUGCCUGCCUGGCUCUGGAACUGACCAUAUCCUCUCUGGUAUCCCUAAAGUGCACUCCUCCCAGCCCAGCUCCAGAAUGGCCCUGCCCCCCAGCCCCCUGGCCAUGGAAUAUGUCAAUGACUUUGACUUGAUGAAGUUUGAGGUAAAGCGGGAGCCCUCUGAGGGGCGACCUGGCCCCCCUACAGCCUCACUAGGCUCCACACCUUACAGCUCAGUGCCUCCUUCACCCACCUUCAGUGAACCAGGCAUGGUGGGGGCAACCGAGGGCUCCCGGCCAGGCCUGGAGGAGCUGUACUGGCUGGCUACCCUGCAGCAGCAGCUGGGGGCUGGGGAGGCACUGGGGCUGAGUCCUGAAGAGGCCUUGGAGCUGCUGCAGGGUCAGGGCCCAGUCCCUAUUGAUGGGCCCCAUGGCUACUACCCAGGGAGCCCAGAGGAGACAGGAGCCCAGCACAUCCAGCUGGCCGAGCGGUUUUCCGACGCGGCGCUGGUCUCGAUGUCUGUGCGGGAGCUAAACCGGCAGCUGCGGGGCUGCGGGCGCGACGAGGCGCUGCGGCUGAAGCAGAGGCGCCGCACGCUGAAGAAUCGCGGCUACGCGCAGGCCUGUCGCUCCAAGCGGCUGCAGCAGCGGCGCGGGCUGGAGGCCGAGCGCGCCCGCCUGGCCGCCCAGCUGGACGCGCUGCGGGCCGAAGUGGCCCGCUUGGCCCGGGAACGCGAUCUCUACAAGGCUCGCUGUGACCGGCUAACCUCGAGCGGCCCCGAGUCAGGGGACCCCUCCCACCUCUUCCUCUGAGCCGUUCAGGGCACCCUGUGGUGUAGUGAGGGCUGGAUGGGAUGGCACCGCCCUGGAUGCGGCUGCACGGUUCUCUGCAUCGUUAUCAGAGCGCCUUCUGGUCCAAGCCACGCCCUGUGUGACCACACAAAUAUCCCCAAAGCUUUUGGGUUCUCGAGUCAUGCCCGAGUUUAGAUGCUAGACAUUUUUUGGAGAGGGGUCCCCUCCCCUUACGCAGGUCGUACACAGAAACCCGGCCCACAUGACUAGCAAGCUGAGCUCUGCAGGGACCAGUGCCAGGCUCGGGGGAGUGGGGGGUGGAAGUGUGGUGACACAGUGAAUGGGAGGUGGGGGAGGGAUGCACCUCCCACCACAGUUUAGUUUCUAAUUCAAGGUUUUCAACCUGUAACACAUUAAAGCUGUAAUUAGCAAUGAGGCUGUAUUUUCAUUCUGAAGCUUGUAACCUCCCCAUUUUAGCACUAAGGCAUUUCAAGAUUUCGAUGCCCAGCAACUAGACAAACUAGGAACUUCUACCUAAGAUGCUUUUCCCCUGCCCAACUCUGUGGCCUCCAGGGCCCAGAGUGGCACGGGCCUGAAGAAUGAGCUCUGGGGGUUGUUGAUGUGGGCUUGGAGAGAGCCCUGUGCAGAAGUCUGGAAACCUCGGUGCUAGUCCCAGCUCUUCCAUGGGAUCCCCCUGUCACCUUGAGCAAAUUAAUUGCUUCCUGAGCCUGUGUUACUUCAUCUAAUUCUCAUUUGGAUUGGAUAAUUUCUGAUACUUUUCCAUUUCUGGCAUCUCCCCAGUAUGGAAGUCCUAGUGGUCUCCCCAAGAAGUCCCCAAGACAGUCUCGCCAAUGGCACCUCCUAUCCUGCUCGUUUCCCACUGCAGCCUAGGCAGGAUGUGCAGCCCAGGCGAGGGAGCCUAGCUUCUCUGUGAGCACAUACAUGGGUUCUCUGCAGCUCCCUCCAGGCUGCCUGGUUCUCUAGACCUGCACAGGGUGCUCCUGCCACCUUCCGCCUCCCUCUCUAAGUGCUGAGGCAAGACUUCUCCUGGGAUGACAAGGAGCUGAGAGAGUGCAGCUUUUGUGAAUUAAACUUGAAGUCCAGGCAGAAUUCUAAUGCAAUCAGCUAAAUGUUCUUGCAAUUUAAGAAGUGUUCAUUCUUUAUCCUUG
This is a messenger RNA of Callithrix jacchus (white-tufted-ear marmoset), 2089 nucleotides long. It is a transcript of the gene NRL, whose product is annotated as neural retina leucine zipper. The record is from RefSeq and is a predicted model, not a curated record. Gene Ontology annotation, cellular component: nucleus. Lineage: Eukaryota; Metazoa; Chordata; Mammalia; Primates; Cebidae. Gene Ontology annotation, biological process: regulation of transcription by RNA polymerase II; retinal rod cell development. Gene Ontology annotation, molecular function: RNA polymerase II cis-regulatory region sequence-specific DNA binding; DNA-binding transcription factor activity, RNA polymerase II-specific.